Messenger RNA from Megalobrama amblycephala (Wuchang bream), 6197 nucleotides. It is a transcript of the gene ppfia4, whose product is annotated as PTPRF interacting protein alpha 4. The record is from RefSeq and is a predicted model, not a curated record. Gene Ontology annotation, cellular component: presynaptic active zone. Gene Ontology annotation, biological process: synapse organization. NCBI's taxonomy places the organism in Eukaryota, Metazoa, Chordata, Actinopteri, Cypriniformes, Xenocyprididae. Gene Ontology annotation, molecular function: protein binding. Bases 1461 to 5075 code for a protein of 1204 amino acids. The transcript is spliced from 31 exons.
UCGCGAGAUCUCAGAUGGCAAACGACUCACCAGACUGGACGCUAAUUGGAUGAAGAAAUCAUAUGUGAGAUGAUCCGUCCAAUCAGACGGUGUAUAUUCAUAACCUCAGGCUUCAGAAAAAAAGUACUUUUAAAACGGCAAACCAUGACGUCAUCUCAGCUGUUUCUUUUCUUUUUUUUUAUUAUCGAAAGCACUUGAAGUAGGCUACUAAUAACUGGAGAAUCAAUAAACAUUAAAAGACAAUUGAACCUCGAGAAAAGUCAUUUUAGCAGGGAAUCCUUUUAGAUUGUUCAUCCUUAUCUAACAUGUUGUAAACACAUUUGAUCAAGAUCGUGUUGUUGAACAAUUUCAAUUAACAAUUUUUCUCUUCUUUCAUUUUAACUGUAUUUAAUCUAAACCACGUUUUAAAACUUUUGGUUAAAAUAUGGUGCCAGUAAUAUUAAUAAAACGCAUCAAAAUUGAAUAAAAUACCGAAUAACAUUUGCUAACGUAAUGUAAUACAUAUGAUAUUUGCUUCAAAAGAUGCAGGGAAAAAUUCCUUUUUAGGACUUUUGAAAUAUAUUGGACUUUCAUUUCUAUGAACCUGCCUGCCACCAGAGGGCGCUGCGCGUGACAACAUUUCUCACACUGGCGUCUCGUGCAUGACAGUCAUGUAGUCGCGUGGUGCUGAUGUGAGGAACUCCGAUUUUACGCUGUUUGCACGAGCUUUACAGAGCCACGCCGGGUGGAUAUGAUUUUCGCCGACGACGUGGGAGACGUUUAACCUUUACGUCCACCAAAGUAUCGGCGCAUUCAUAUUUUAAAACAUGCGCGAAUGUUUGUGGAGAUAGCGGAAUCGCUGUAUUGCAAGCGGGAAUGAGCUCGUAGAGGGAGGAGCGCUUCGCUCGGCUCGCCGUGAAGGGAGAUGAUGAUGAUGAUGGUGGCAGAGGGAUCUGGAGGAUGCGGCAGUCGCGAAUUUCGCCGUUUUCUGAAAGGUUAAUGGCAACUGGUGGAUGUUAAAGCGAAGGGCGCCGAGGUUCAAGCAAGCUGAAAUCGGAAUAUGCAUGUGGCGAGCACUGUGAUGAGCGUGCAUCGAAAUGCAUUGAGUUCCAAGUAAAACUAGGUGGAUAAUGUCAGAGCGGAAAAGGCCGACAGUCAUGGACCAGAGAGGUCAAGGUGUGUGAAGAAUCUAGACAGGGAUGCAAUUAGGAAAAUUAGAGGAUGCAUUUUAAAAUACAUGGACAUGUUUAAUGUGCAUUUUAAUGGCACUAAAUAUUAAUAGUGCACCUCAAUCCUGAAUUAAAAAAAAAAAAAAUCAAAGCAAUUUCUAAUUUGACUUAGACUUCAUAGUACACCGAGCAAUAUGAUGUGCGAAGUGAUGCCAACCAUAAAUGAGGGGGACUCGGUGAGUUCCCAGAGAGGCUCUCAGAACGGCACGGAUGCCGAGUCUAAUUUUGAACAGCUGAUGGUGAAUAUGUUAGAUGAGAGAGAUAAGCUGCUGGAGUCUUUACGGGAGACACAGGAGACCCUCAUCCAGUCGCAGACCAAACUCCAGGAUGUGCUUCACGAGAGAGAUGUGCUUCAGAGACAGCUCAACUCCGCGUUACCGCAGGCUGCUCUCAAGGUCACUAAAACUCAUCACCUGUCCUGAGUGGAGCACUUCUUUGAGACCCAGCUCCACCACUUGGCCGUCCUGUAACAGUGAGUUUGCUACCCUGACUAAGGAGCUGAAUUUGUGUCGAGAGCAGCUUCUAGAAAAAGAGGAGGAGAUAUCCGAGCUUAAAGCAGAGAGGAAUAAUACCAGGCUUCUUUUGGAGCACUUGGAGUGUCUGGUGUCUCGUCACGAGCGUUCGCUGAGGAUGACUGUGGUGAAGAGGCAGGCUCCUCCGCCAUCCGGGGUGUCUAGUGAGGUGGAAGUGCUCAAAGCUUUGAAAUCCCUCUUCGAGCAUCAUAAGGCCCUGGAUGAAAAAGUGCGUGAAAGGUUACGUGUGGCUCUUGAAAGGGUGACUACAUUAGAAGGACAGCUGGCAGCUGCCAGUCAGGAGGUGGUCAUGUUGAGGCAGAGAAAGGACGGACGAGCAGAUGGGGAUGCUGUGGACAGGAUGGACAGCUCUAAACCUACUUGGAAGAGGCUUCCCAAUGGCUCCAUCGAUGUGCAUGACGACACCAGCAGGUGUCUGGAGCUGCAGGAACUGCUGGAUAAGGCCAAUAAGGAGCUGGCCCAAAACAGAGACCGGGUCAGCGGCCUGACCAAUCGCAUGUCUGAGCUUGAGACGGAACUGGCUACCGCCCGCAAAGACCUACUGAAGAGCGAAGAGAUGAGCGCCAAACACCAGAGGGACAUACGCGAGGCGAUGGCACAGAAGGAGGACAUGGAGGAGCGAAUCACAACGUUAGAAAAGCGUUACCUGGCCGCCCAGAGAGAAACCACCUCUAUCCAUGACCUGAAUGACAAGCUAGAGAACGAGCUGGCCACCAAGGAUUCACUUUACCGUCAGAGUGAGGAGAAGGUACGACACCUCCAAGAAUUGCUGGAGUUGGCGGAACAGCGGCUACAGCAGACCAUGAGGAAGGCAGAGACUCUGCCCGAGGUGGAGGCUGAACUGGCCCAGAGAGUGGCCGCCCUCACCAAGGCCGAGGAGCGUCAUGGCAACAUCGAGGAGCGUUUGCGCCAACUGGAGGCCCAGCUGGAGGAGAAGAACCAAGAGCUGGGCAGGGCUCGGCAGAGGGAGAAGAUGAAUGAGGAGCAUAACAAACGUCUGUCUGACACUGUGGACCGUCUCCUCACCGAGUCCAAUGAACGGCUUCAGCUGCACCUGAAGGAGCGCAUGGCUGCGCUGGAGGACAAGAAUGCACUCAUCCAUGAUCUGGAAAAUUCCCAAAAACAACUGGAGGAGUUCCAUCACACCAAGGAAAGGCUCAUUGGGGAGAUUGAGAAGUUGCGGGCUGAACUCGAUCAUCUGAAGCGCAGGAGCGGGGCAUUUGGGGACGGAACACAUCCUAGGUCUCAUGUUGGCAGUGCCACAGACCUGCGCUUCUCGGUGGUAGAAGGACAGGGGGAUCAUUACUCCUCCACAGGGGUCAUACGACGGGCUCAGAAAGGUCGACUGGUGGCACUCAGGGAUGAACCCACGAAGAUCCUGCCGAUGGUGGAUCAGGAUUGGGAUCGCUCUCAGCCUUCCAGCUUGCGGGCUAGUCGUACUCACCUGAUGGGAAGCGACACCGAGCUGUCUGACUUGGACGAUGAAGACCGUGAGACUAUAUUCAGCUCAGCAGAUAUGCUGUCCCCCAGCGGGCACUCAGACGCCCAGACGCUUGCCCUCAUGCUACAAGAACAGCUGGAUGCCAUCAACGAGGAGAUCAGAAUGAUCCAGGUGGAGAGGGAAUCAGCGGAGCUCCGGGCAGAUGAGAUUGAGAGUCGAGUGAACAGCGGCAGUAUGGACGGCCUCAAUGUGACCCUGCGGCCGCGCUCCUCCAUCCCCACCUCUGUCACCGCCCUCUCCCUGGCCAGUUCAUCACCUCCCGUCAGCGGCCGAUCCACGCCAAAACUGACAUCUGGUUCAGCGGCCCACGAGUUGGGCAUCAUGACCCUGCCUAGUGAUUUAAGGAAACAUCGCAGGAGAGUGGCUUCCCCUGUGGAGGCCAGAGAGGACAAAGCCACCAUCAAGUGUGAGACGUCGCCCCCUUCCUCCCCCCGAAGUCUCAGACUUGACCAAAUGAACUUCGCUCAACUAACAGGAAGCCUUGAGGAUGGCCGAGGGGGCAACAAAAAGAAGGGCAUAAAGUCCUCCAUCGGCCGUCUCUUUGGCAAGAAAGAGAAAGCUCGUUUAGAUCAGCCUCUGAGCAGGGACGGCCAGAUGACACCACCUGUCAUUCCAGAUUUCGAGAUGAGUAUUGGAGAUACCAUGACCUUGAGCAAACUGGGCACACAGGCAGAGCGAGACCGCAGGAUGAAGAAAAAGCAUGAGCUGCUGGAGGAUGCCAGGAGGAAAGGGCUUCCUUUUGCUCAGUGGGACGGCCCCACUGUGGUCUCCUGGCUCGAGCUGUGGGUGGGCAUGCCAGCUUGGUACGUGGCAGCGUGUCGUGCCAAUGUGAAGAGCGGCGCCAUCAUGUCGGCACUGUCGGACACGGAGAUUCAGCGAGAGAUCGGCAUCAGUAACCCGCUGCAUCGUUUGAAACUGAGGCUGGCCAUCCAAGAAAUGGUGUCACUGACGAGUCCUUCAGCUCCUCUCACCUCACGCACAUCUUCCGGAAAUGUGUGGGUGACACACGAGGAGAUGGAAAACAUGGCAACCUCCACCAAAAUGGAGAAUGAGGAAGGAAGCUGGGCUCAGACGUUAGCAUAUGGUGACAUGAACCAUGAGUGGAUUGGGAACGAGUGGCUGCCCAGUCUUGGCCUGCCUCAGUACCGAAGCUACUUCAUGGAGUGCUUGGUGGACGCUCGUAUGCUGGACCACCUUACUAAGAAAGACCUGCGGACACAUCUCAAGAUGGUGGACAGCUUCCACCGGGCUAGUUUGCACUAUGGCAUAAUGUGCUUAAAAAGGCUGAACUAUGACAGGAAGGAGUUGGAGCGAAGAAGAGAGGAUUUCCAACAUGACAUCAAAGAUACCCUGGUGUGGACCAAUGAUCAUGUGAUGCAGUGGGUUCAGAACAUUGGUCUGAAGGAAUACAGUAAUAACCUGCUGGAAAGCGGCGUGCACGGAGCUCUCAUUGCCUUAGAUGAGACAUUUGACUUCAGCAGCUUGGCCCUCAUUCUACAGAUCCCCAUGCAAAACACCCAGGCUAGGCAGAUUCUAGACAGGGAGUUCAAUAACCUCUUGGCAUUGGGAACGGACCGGCGCCUGGAAGAGUGUGAUGACAAGUCAUUCCGAAGGUCUCCAUCGUGGCGUAAGCGCUUCAGGCCGAGGGACGGCCAGGGUCUGGGUAUGAUGCCAGGGUCCAUAGAGACUCUUCCCGCUGGCUUCCGCCUCAACACCAUGUCCAUUCCUCACUCCAUGGCUGCUGUGCCCAAGAAACAGCUGCAACCAGAAGCAGCCGGUCCUCCGGCCCCGCAGAGACUAGACCCCUCAGCUGUCAGGACUUACUCCUGCUAACUUGCUUUUACUAAUCACUGCACUCACACUAACAGUGCAUUCCCACUACCUGUACGGACACAAGCUUGCGGCCUUUCGAGAAUGAAAUAUGCCAAAAUCUGGGGACACCUUGAAAAGAUGAGGGAAGGGUUAACCUCCGCCCCUCCCCUGUUCUGAACCACACCAGAGCUUUCUUGGACACCGUGCAAUAGAGGGGGACAGAAAGACGAAUUUUGAACUCUUGAGCGCGUGAAACGCAUUGCAGCCGUAAAGGAGAAAUCUCGUCAUAUCAGUCGUUUCCCAGUAAUCCCGGUUAUAUAGUCUUUGUGGUGGUCGUACUUAACUGGUGUACUUGACCCUGUAGUCUGUCAGUGCUAGUCUGCUCCUUUGGGUGUGCCAUUGGCAUUUUACUGUAUAAGGCUUUCUUCCCUUUGGUUAUGCAAACUAUUAAUCAACGUCUAUGUAUAUAUGAAAAACAGAAAAUUAUGCUAUUAUGUUUUUUAUGGAAAUAUAUAUCAGACUUGUAUAUCGAGAUGAAUAUAUCAUUAUUAUAUGAAUUUUAAAGUCUCAGUUGUGACUGUUUCCUGUCGGUUAGACAGCUUCGUCUGCUAGAAAGGGUGUUACACUUGUAGUCGGUGUCUUACACCAGUGGUGACUGGAGAAACGUGCGUUUGUGUUCACAUCAGCAGUGCUUAUCCACGUAGAAUUUCGGUCCACGCGCUUCCGGGACAUUGAGAUCGUAUGAAGCCAUGAUGCUAAAUAUUGUCAAGCAUCAGAGAAAGCAAUAGACUUCAGUUCACUUAGCAUCAGGAGAAAAAAAAAAACAAAAAAAAAAGAUUUCCAGCACGUAGGACCUGCAAACGAACAUAUGAUCUCUUUUGGUGCCGCCACUUGAAAUUGAACCACCAUGGGAGCAAAUGUUUCUUGAGCAACCCUACCAAACCAGUUAUGAGCGCGUUGGGCAUUUCUUCAUUUUUUUAAGACAGUAUUUUCUGUAUAAUUCACAGGAUGUAUCGUGCUAUUGUGGCAGCUACUGUACUGUGUGUGAAAACGUGUGUAUGUGUAUUUUAAGUGUUACACAAUGCUGACAAAUCAUGUUCUUACUUUAAGAAGUGCUCUCUAUUAAAAAAAGUAUUAAUAUAA